Messenger RNA from Hypoxylon trugodes, 2301 nucleotides. RefSeq names its product MATE efflux family protein. The transcript is spliced from 2 exons. Lineage: Eukaryota; Fungi; Ascomycota; Sordariomycetes; Xylariales; Hypoxylaceae. Gene Ontology annotation, cellular component: membrane. Gene Ontology annotation, biological process: xenobiotic detoxification by transmembrane export across the plasma membrane. Gene Ontology annotation, molecular function: antiporter activity; xenobiotic transmembrane transporter activity. The record is from RefSeq and is a predicted model, not a curated record. The coding region runs from base 712 to 2235 and encodes 507 amino acids.
AAAGUCGACAGCAACCACCUCUUUAACUUCUUCAUCUUCCUCGUUACAAGCUAAAUUUAUUGGACCUUUUAUCAUUCGCAUUAGCAAUUGAAUGCUGUAAUAACGACUCCGUAUACCAAAUGCAAUGCCAACUCAUUACUCGAUAGUAAUUGGCUUCAGAUAAUGCCCACUUCUAAGCCACCUAUAAUAAAACGCCAUCGACGGAACUCUGCAUCAACUCAUGUCUACGCAAGGGAAACGUUAGUCUUCAUCACUCCUUGGCGGACCAGAUUGGCAAAUUGAGAGGCUUCAUCGCGUUGCCGCCGGUUCUCCCCCGCGGCAGGGUUGCGGUCCGUCGCUGGCUGCAUCUAGCAGCAAAUCUGACUUACAUGAUGAGUUGCAGAGCAGAAAUACUCCUAUACUAUAAUGGAGACAGAGAUAAGCGUAAUACAUAUCGUUGGUAAUUAACUUAGCGGAUAGGUAACCGUGGGGCGCAUAUAUCAGGGCACCUAACAUGAUAUUGCAGACUAAACCCCCAAUGAACGAUCCGAAGUUCUAAUUGGUAUUUGUAGAAUAGGACUUAUCUAGAAAAAAGAAAAAACGAGACAUUUCUUGGGACUGGCUUGCUGCUUGGGAAUAUGUUGUUGCUUUCUCCCCAUUCUGUUUUUCGAGUCCAAUUCACCCGUCGCAUCUUGAAUCACUUUAUAAUUAUAACUUGAAAGUGGUCGAAUAAUGGUGGAGGAAUAUUCGCCAACGGAUUUAACUCCGGUGUCCUCCACUCCAAUGAAUGAUGAAUCGACUGCGCUUCUGCCAAAGUUAGCCCCUAAUGGCGUACGAAGUCAGCCACUACAUUAUCGAGAAUGGUUAUCCGAAAUAUGGCUCUUGACCAAGGCUUCCAUCCCUGUGAUACUUGCUUAUACCCUCCAGAACAGCCUCCAGACUGUUUCGGUCUUGAUCGUGGGCCGCCUUUCACCAGAAGCAUUAGCUACCGCCGCAUUUAGCUAUAUGUUCGCGAUGUCUACAGGUUGGUUAAUCGCGAUGGGCGGUACAACUGCACUCGAUACACUCGCAUCUACCAGCUUCACUGGCUCACAAGAUAAACACGACCUGGGAAUACUACUUCAACGAGGAAUUAUAGUAUUAUCCACCUUUUAUGCCGUUGUAGCUGUGAUAUGGGGGUUCUCAGAGCCCCUAUUCCGCGCGCUCGGACAGGAAGAAUUCAUCUGUGUGGAAGGUAGCAGAUUCCUUCAAACCUUAAUCCCGGGUGGAUUGGGAUAUGUGUGGUUCGAAUCGAUGAAGAAAUACCUACAAGCGCAAGAGAUUUAUCGACCGGGUACUUACGUCCUCCUCAUCACAUCGCCCCUUAAUGCCCUUCUCAACUACCUUUUCACCUACCAAUUUGACCUUGGCCUUUACGGCGCCCCUUUUGCGACGGGAAUAUCAUAUUGGAUUUCCUUCCUCCUCCUAGUCGCAUACACAACCUUCAUACGCGGUUACGAGUGCUGGGGCGGUAUCGCCCCUCGGCGCGCAUUAUCAAAUCUCUGGCCAUUCGCACGCCUAGCCCUCCUCGGAGUAAUACACGUAGGAACAGAAUGGUGGGCCUUCGAAAUCGUCGCCUUAGCCGCCGGAAGACUAGGCACAAUAACCCUUGCAGCACAGUCCGUCAUCAUGACAGCCGACCAAAUCAUAAACACGAUUCCCUUCGGCCUAGGUGUUGCUGCCUCGGCCCGACUGGGUAAUCUUCUCGGCGCGCAGAAGCCACGUGAAGCAGAGCGUGCUGCGCAUUGCGCUGCCAUUUUAUCGACGAUUCUUGGGGCUGUUAUACUUACUAUUUUGAUGAGUACUAAGAAUGUCUUUGGGAGGAUCUUUAAUGAUGAUGAUCGUGUUGUUAGCUUGGUGGCCGAGGUUAUGCCCUUUGUCGCGCUGUUUCAAAUCGCGGAUGGGUUGAAUGGGAGUUGUGGUGGUGUGUUAAGGGGGAUGGGACGGCAGUGGGUUGGCGCGCUUGUCAAUUUGGUUAGUUACUAUGGAGGAGCACUGCCAGCGGGGAUUUAUCUCGCUUUUCAUGGAUGGGGUUUGCAGGGCUUGUGGAUUGGGCAAUGCGUUGCUUUAUAUCUAGUAGGGAUCCUCGAAUGGGUUAUUGUAGGGUUGAGUAACUGGGAUAAUGAGGUUCAUAAAGCGCUGGAAAGACUAGAUACUGGUGAUAUUGAUGAUGAUGCGCCAGGUACGGGGGAAAUAAGUGCUCGGAGUGAGGUAUAAGUUGGACCCAAUAGGGGUUAACUUCAAGACAACUGAUCAGUCGUUCAUACCAUGAAUCAUUUAAUA